UCCUUGAUCCAGAUACACACGCGAUCGCCGCCUUCUCCACCAAAACCCUAACGCCGCCGCGCCCUCCCCGUCGCCGCGCUUCCGCUAGACAGGGAUCGCCGCCAUGCCGAUCUCCUCCACCCUCUCGGCGCGCCUCGGCCCCGGUCCGGCACCGUCGCCGUCGCCCUCCCCCGCGCCCGCGCCCGCGCGGUGGAGCCCCUACGCCCGCCCCUCCGAACCCCGCGGGGACGGCGCCAAGGCCAGCCGCCCCGCUAUCCGCCUUGACCCCGCGACGGCGAGGCUCCUCGGCCCCGCGCGCAAGGCUCCACCAGGCCGCAGAUCGAGUUACGCCGCGGAGGCCCCCGCCCCGACACGACGGCGGCUUGCAGACGAGAAGUCGGAUCCGAAGCCGGCGGAGACGAAUCGGAAGCCGAACCAGGAGCCGCGCGUACUGGAGAGCUGCGGCGGUUUCGCUUUCCUCUGCGCCCUCGCUGGUCAUACGGAGGCUAUCACUGGCAUCUCUAUGCCGACUGGUUCUGACAAGCUAUACUCCGGCAGCGCCGAUGGCACAGUUCGCCUAUGGGACUCCAACUCUGGCAAGUGCGUUGAUAUCAUCAAGAUGAGAGGCAAGAUCAGCUGCAUGAUUACUCAGGACAAGUGGGUUUUGUUUGGAAUCCCAAAAUCAGUGGAGGCAUGGAACAUACAGACAGGGAUGAAACUAAGUCUCCAGGGACCUUCUGGGCUUGUUUGUUCUAUGACUAUCAAAGAUGAAAUGCUAUUUGCUGGCACGGGGGAUGGUCGCAUCAUGGCUUGGGAAUUUCCUGCUAAGGAGAACAACUUGGGACCAGUGGCAAUCCUCAGUGGCCAUGAGCGUCAAGUGAUUUCACUUUCUGUCUCAGCAACAAGACUUUACUCUGGCUCACUUGACAAGACAAUCAGAGUAUGGGACCUUAAAACUCUCCAGUGUGUUCAAACACUCUCUGAGCAUAAAGCUGCUGUUACUUCGGUGCUUUGUUGGGAUCAGAAAUUAUUAUCAUGCUCCCUGGACAAAACCAUAAAGGUCUGGUCUGCUUCAGAGUCUGGAAACCUUCAAGUCACGCAUACCCAUUCUGAGGAGCAUGGAUUGCGCACCCUCUUCGGCAUGCAUCGCGUGGGAAAGAUGCCAGUUUUGUUCUGUUCCUUACACAACAGCAACUGCAUCCGCCUGUUUGACCUGCCAUCGUUUAACGAGAGGGGCAAGCUUUCCUCCAAGAAAGAAGUGAAGACCAUCGAGCUCGCUGCUGGUGGGCUGCUCUUCACUGGAGAUGGUGCUGGCGAGCUGAAGGUUUGGGUAUGGGCGCCCCAAAACGAGGUGCCCCAAACACCGGCGCUAACUUAAACAUCAGCCGAAGAGCAACUACUCUUCUCAUGAUGGAUGAGCUAUGCUCCAUCGCUCUAUCGAUGUAAAUUAUCACAGGCUUCACAGCUCUGUAAUGUCAUAAUGUAAAUAAGAGCAGCCUAGGCCAUCUCCAAGGCCUCUUGAGUAGUAAAUGAUUCUUUGCACUUUUCCACAA
Molecule: messenger RNA, 1532 nt
Organism: Lolium rigidum
Lineage: Eukaryota; Viridiplantae; Streptophyta; Magnoliopsida; Poales; Poaceae
Product: zinc finger CCCH domain-containing protein 17-like
Exons: 7
Coding region: 104-1357 (417 amino acids)
Molecular function (GO): protein binding
Source: RefSeq, a predicted model, not a curated record